UUUAAUUUUCAUUUCGAUUUUUGGCAUUUAUUUGUAAUUUUCUGCAGCGACUCUAUGUCAGAGGAACAAUCGUUGGAUACAAGAGUGUGUUUGGCUUCUAUUGCAGCCCUGUUCAAGAUUUUGGGAUAAUUUUCUUGAAUACUUUUCUGGUUGAUUAAUGGCAAGAGUUAGAGAUAGAACUGAGGAUUUUAAAGAUGCUGUGCGACAUACUGCUGUUUCUUUGGGUUAUGAUGAGUCCAAAUUGGCAGUCAUAAUGGCAUCUUUCAUAAUUCAUAAACCUAGGCAAAGAUCAUCUUUUACCAAAGCUGCUCUCAAGACUCUUGAAAGUAUUGGAGCUUUGGAAAAGUUUAUGUUAAAGCAUCGAAAAGAUUAUGUGGAUUUGCAUCGCACAACUGAACAGGAAAGAGAUAGCAUUGAGCAUGAAGUUAUUGCUUUUAUUAAAGCCUGCAAAGAACAAAUUGAUAUUCUAAAGAAUAGCAUAAAUGAUGAUGAAGCAAAUUCGAAGGGCUGGCUUGGCCUUAGAGCUGACAACUCCAAUACUGAUGCUGUUGCUCACAAACAUGGAGUGGUUUUGAUUUUAAGUGAGAAACUCCAUUUAGUCACUGCACAGUUUGAUCAUCUCAGAGCCGUCCGUUUUCAAGAUGCUAUCAAUCGGGCAGCACCAAGAAGAAAAUUUAAACAUGUUGCAGAUUCAAAUGCAUCAGAUACCUCAAAAUCAAACAUUUUGGAGAUCAGGGAGCCUGAUGGACCUCAACCUGAAUCUCUUAGUGUCCAGCAACAAUUAUUGGAUGAUGAAACCCGAGCCCUUCAGGUAGAGUUGAGCAGUCUCCUUGAUGCUGUUCAACAAACUGAAACUAAGAUGGUUGAAAUGUCUGCAUUGAAUCACCUCAUGUCAACAUAUGUUCUGCAACAAGCCCAACAAAUAGAGGUUCUUUAUGACCAGGCUGUUGAAGCUACUAAGAAUGUAGAGCUUGGUAACAAAGAACUCUCCCAAGCUAUCCAACGGAAUAGCAGCAGCAGGACCUUUCUUUUGCUUUUCCUGUUUGUACUGACGUUUUCAAUCCUCUUUCUUGAUUGGUAUAAUUAAAUUUUACUUAUUUGAUCACUUAAAAAUGGUCCCUUGUAUUUUUCCAUUUUGUGUUAUAUGAAGAGACUGAAAUUUGGCUUCUCAACUAUUCUUGUAUUUAUUAUUUUAUAUUAACUUAUAAAGAUGAUUUUGUACUGUAAAA
Messenger RNA from Mangifera indica (mango), 1229 nucleotides. RefSeq names its product syntaxin-81-like. The coding region runs from base 158 to 1087 and encodes 309 amino acids. Gene Ontology annotation, biological process: retrograde vesicle-mediated transport, Golgi to endoplasmic reticulum. NCBI's taxonomy places the organism in Eukaryota, Viridiplantae, Streptophyta, Magnoliopsida, Sapindales, Anacardiaceae. The transcript has 8 exons. The record is from RefSeq and is a predicted model, not a curated record. Gene Ontology annotation, cellular component: membrane; SNARE complex; endoplasmic reticulum.